Tinamus guttatus (white-throated tinamou) is the source of this 780-nucleotide messenger RNA. The record is from RefSeq and is a predicted model, not a curated record. Lineage: Eukaryota; Metazoa; Chordata; Aves; Tinamiformes; Tinamidae.
AUGGAGCUGCUGGUGGCCCACGAGGCGCAGAGCAAUAAUUCAGAACUAAAUCCAGAUUCAUUUACUGCAUUCAGCUUGAGCUCAGUGGAGCAGCUAACAGAGGACACCUACCAGUACAGAUUUGAAUUACCAGGAAAUAGCAGCCUGCAAUUGAGUUUAGGACAACAUAUCGUAUUAAGAGGAGUGGUGAACGGUUUGGAAGUCCAGAGAGCCUAUACUCCAAUUAGCCCGGGGAAUGCAGAAGGCUACUUUGACGUCUUAAUAAAAUGCUAUGAAGCUGGGCUAAUGUCACAAUACAUAAAAACCUGGAAAAAAGGAGACAUGAUCUUUUGGCGUGGGCCAUUUGGAGGGUUCCCAUACCAACCUAAUAAGUAUGGAGAACUGCUGCUGCUGGCUUCUGGGACCGGCCUCGCACCAAUGCUUCCCAUCCUCCAGUCCAUAACAGAAAAUGAAGAGGAUGAGACCUUUGUUACUCUUGUUUGCUGCUUCCGUUCGUUUGGAAACAUUUACCUGAAACCUCUUCUCCAGGAGCUGGCUCGGUACUGGAACAUCAGGAUAUUUUAUGUCCUAAGCCAGGAAAGUUCACUGGAAAAACUUCCUUGGAGCUACCAGGAAAACACGUACACUGGUCGGUUAAAUGAAGACUUGAUGAGGACAAUAAUAAAUUCCUGUCGAAGAAAGCCAUUUGUAUUAAUAUGUGGCUCCUCUGCCUUCAAUGAAGAUAUGAGCAGAUAUUUGAAAUCAGCGGGACUUGAAGAAAAUUCGUGUUUUAUCUUUUAG